AUGAUCAAAGAGGCUGGACUCACAGGAACAAGAGCAGCACGACCGGAGGACCAGAUGUCGACUCUUUUCUCCGACUAUUUGACUUCGGUCCAAUCACAACAGGAGGAGCCAUCACAUGAUCCACAGACAGAGCCAAUCAGCUGUGAGUUCUCACCUGAGCCAGCCGACCAAUGGGACGAGGCCACCUCCCCCAAACAGAUGAGUUUCCUCAAUCAUAGCCGACGUAUCACUCUGGCCACUGUGGUGAAGUGUUUGAAACAGAAGAGACUGGAGGAACUGCAGCGCCCCCUGUUGGACGCAGGAUUCAUCAACCAGCCACAUCUGGAUCUCCGGUCUUUGGUCUCAAGAGGAGGUGGUACAGCUGGAGAAGCUGUAGGAGGAGGACCUCAGGUGGCCCUGACCCCACUGGUCUCAGAAGGAGGACCUCAGGAGGCCCUGGGCCCCCUGGUGGUGGAGCUUGGGUCCCUGCGCUCUCAGCUCCUACUGUCACAGGAGGAGCUGAGAAACAUGACCAGUGUCCAGAGACAGAAGCAGAGAGAGAGUGAGGAGCUGAUGCUGCGUCUGCAGCGACAGAUUUCUCAUCAACAGCAGCAGCUUCUGGAACAACAUUACACAAUCUGUGUCCUCCAGCAAUAUAUACAGACUCUGAGUCACAUGACUAUGAUGAUGGUUCCAGAACAGCACCACGAGAGUUUCCCGCUGCACUCAGCCCCACCCCCUCUGAUCACACCUGGACACGCCCCCAUCCACAUGCAGGAGCCGCUGAAUCUCACGUCCCCAAACAAGAGACCAAGACUGGACUGGACCAGACCAGGUCAAGAGCAUCUGGAACCGGUUCACACAGAGAUCCGCAGUCUAGACCAGGACAGACACUGGCCUCUGAAUCGGAUCAAACUUGGACCAGACUCAGACCAGGACCAGGAUCUGGACCGAGACCUGGACCUGGAAGAAGACUCCUCAGGUCUAUGUUUGACCCACAUGGUCCCGGUCCGGCCCAGGUCUGGGUCCAGGUCUGGUUGUGUAGAGCCUCACAUCAAACGUCCCAUGAAUGCGUUUAUGGUUUGGGCUAAAGACGAACGACGGAAGAUCCUCCAGAGACAUCCAGAUCUGCACAACUCAAACAUCUCUAAGAUCCUGGGGCGGCGCUGGAAGGCUAUGGCCGCUCCCCAGAAGGCUCCCUUUUACGCAGAGCAGAUUCGGCUGCGCAGACUUCACCUGGAGACAUAUCCUGACUACAAGUACAAGCCCCGCCCCAAACGCACCUGCUUCCUGGAGGGGCGCAGACUCAGCAUCGGCCAAUACAAACAGAUGUUGCGGCAGAGGAGGCGGGGCUGCAUGAUCCUCCCACCCCUGCCUGCAGAGUCCUGUCCAAGAGUUACCUUGGUUAGCAGCAGCAGUGACGCUGCUUAUUCUGUCACCACAGCAUCCGCUGAAGACGUCCCCUCGGCAACCGCAGAAAACACCACGCCAACGCAGAAUAACACUGAAAACACACCAUGA
This is a messenger RNA of Knipowitschia caucasica, 1500 nucleotides long. The record is from the annotation of a GenBank genome assembly. NCBI's taxonomy places the organism in Eukaryota, Metazoa, Chordata, Actinopteri, Gobiiformes, Gobiidae.